CAUUUGAAUCUCGAGUGGAAUGUUGUUUUUAUUUUUCGAAAACCAAAGCAAACAAAUGGUAAUUUCCACUGCAACUAAGGUCACGCCACUACAAUUUUCAUUGUCAUAUAUCUACAACAUGUUUGAUGCAGUUACAAGCUUUCUAACCUCUUAUGGCGGGUGGAUAAGCCUGUUAUUUUUUAUAACUGCGCUUAUUUACUGGUUUGGUGUUUCGGAGUUCGCUUUGAUAAGCCAAGUUCGCCUUCCAGGCCCGAAACCUUGGCCGUACUUUGGGAAUCUGAUUGAGGUCGCCCGAUAUGGCGGCUUGCACAAAGCGUUCAUAAUCUAUGGCAAGAAAUACGGCAAAGUUUACAAAAUGUACUUGGGAAGAAGUCCGAUGAUCACUGUGGCGGACCCAGAAAUGCUGAAGCACAUUCUAGUCAAAGACUUCCACAAGUUUCAAAACAGGCCUGACGUGAUGAGAGGAAACGCUCCAAUGGACAAAGGUCUGUUUGACGCUAGAGAUGAAGCUUGGAGAAGAGUCCGCUCCGUUCUUACGCCAACAUUCAGCGCUUUAAAAGUCAAAGAACUUGUUCCGCUUAUCGACGAUGCGGUUGGCAUCUUGCUGGGUAAGCUCGAAACGUUUGCAGCAAAGAAUGAGAGCAGUGUUGAUGUUAGCCGACUAUUUGCUCUGUUUUCCUUCGAUGUGAUUAUGCGCUCAGCAUUUGGUGUUGAGGCAGAAAUCCAAACAAAUCCUGACCCAGAUCUGUUGCAAAAGGCUUUGACUCUCUUCGACGUGCCACUUUACAACCGGGCUCUGUCCAUGUUUCCUUUUUGGCAGAAGGUCAAAAAACUCUUCGACAUAAAUCCCAUUCAGCAUGUUCGUUUCUUUGAGAAACUUAGCCGAAACGUGCUGGAAAUCAGGAAAAAGUCUCCCUCUGGAAGAAGAGACCUGUUUCAGCUUAUGCUCGAGGCGAAAGAAGAAAACGUAAACAGAACCCAGAAAUUGACAGAUGAAGAAAUCAUCGCACAAACCAUAGUCAUUCUGGCGGCUGGCUUCGAAACAACUGGAUCUACGUUGGCUUUUAUUGCCUACUACCUCACUCUUUAUCCAGAGAUACAAGCAAGACUACGGCAAGAAAUUGAGGAAGCCACCAGAUCACAUGACCAUGCCUCGACGUUGGACUUCAUCAAUGGUCUCGAAUACCUUGACCGAGUAAUUUCCGAAGUCUUACGAAUCAUACCGAUUGGAUUCGUGAACGUUCGUCAGUGUAACGAGUCUUGUGUUAUCAAAGGAGUGCAUUUCCCGGCGGGUGUUGUUGUAAAUAUUCCUUCGUACGCUGUUCACCACGAUCCAGCGUUCUGGCCUGAGCCAGAGAAGUUUGACCCAGACCGCUUUCUUCCGAGUGAAAUCAAGAAGCGGCCAUCUUUCUCUUAUAUGCCUUUUAGCCACGGGCCUCGCCAGUGUAUUGGCAUGCGGUUGGCACUUCUGGAGAUCAAGAUGGCGCUGGUCAAAAUCUUACAAAAAGUCAAGUUUGAGAGAGGAGUGGGAACUACUGAUACAUUAGAGCUGAAUGCUGCUCUUCUAUUACGAGCACGUGAUCCAAUCAGAGUGAAAGUUGUGCCCAUAUUAGAAAGUUUGUAAAGAAGCUGGAGUAAGAGUUAAGUAGCUAUGACUGCAGGGGGCUGGGGCCUAUGUUCCUUGAAAUAACAUCCAAAAGCCGCACAAUUAAGUUGCCUGUUCCGCAGAAUAUUCACACACAGCUCGAGCCGGAUAGUUCCUCAAAAUAUGACAACAAAAUACGAUAACUCUUUGCUCGCCCAAACCCUUGAAGGACCCUGUAAAGAAACUCGUAUAGUGGCUCUCACCUCUGUUAGGCUUAGUUAACUCCUGGGACCCGUUUCUCGAAAGCCCCGGAAACUUUUCGGGCCAGUAAAGCCAUUUUUAGUUCUUGUGU
Molecule: messenger RNA, 1937 nt
Organism: Orbicella faveolata
Lineage: Eukaryota; Metazoa; Cnidaria; Anthozoa; Scleractinia; Merulinidae
Product: cytochrome P450 3A2-like
Molecular function (GO): oxidoreductase activity, acting on paired donors, with incorporation or reduction of molecular oxygen; heme binding; iron ion binding
Source: RefSeq, a predicted model, not a curated record